UUUCCUGGAAUCAUUUUUAAGAGGAGAGGAAACACAGACUCAUCUUCCUAGAAAAGGGACUUUUAAGUGAUAAAGCACUAUGGAUCCAAUUUAUAUUCCUGAAGACUUCUCUGGUUGUCCAAAAUUUGGGAAUAAAUCUUGUCCUCCCGUAAACCGCUCUUUGCAUGUCCGAGUGAUAAUGUAUUCAAUUAUGACUGCAGCCACGUUUAUCACUAUCUUUGGAAACUUGGUUAUAAUGAUUUCCAUAUCACAUUUCAAACAGCUUCACUCUCCCACAAACUUUCUGAUCCUCUCCAUGGCAACCACCGACUUCCUUCUGGGUUUUGUCGUCAUGCCAUACAGCAUGGUGCGAUCAGUGGAGAGCUGCUGGUAUUUUGGGGAUGGCUUUUGUAAAUUCCAUGCAAGCUUUGACAUGAUGCUUAGCCUAACCUCCAUUUUCCACCUCUGUUCCAUUGCUAUUGAUCGAUUUUAUGCCGUGUGCUACCCUUUACACUAUGCGACCACCAUGACCACCUCCAUGAUAAAGCGACUGUUAGCAUUUUGCUGGUCGGCACCUGCUCUUUUUUCAUUCAGUUUAGUUCUAUCCGAGGCCAACGUUGCCGGCAUGCAGAGCUACGAGAUUCUUGUUGCUUGUUUCCAUUUCUGUGCACUUACGUUCAACAAAUUUUGGGGGACGAUAUUGUUCACUACAUGUUUCUUUACUCCUGGCUCCAUCAUGGUUGGUAUUUAUGGCAAAAUCUUUCUUGUUUCCAAACGACAUGCUCAAGUUAUCAGCAACAUGCCUGAAAACACAAAGGUGGAAGUGAAAAAAAACUUAUCUAAGAAAAAGGACAGGAAAGCAGCUAAGACCCUGGGAAUAGUAAUGGGGGUGUUUUUAGCAUGCUGGCUGCCUUGCUUUCUUGCUGUCUUGAUAGACCCAUACUUAGACUAUUCCACUCCCAUAAUAGUACUUGACCUUUUAGUGUGGCUUGGGUACUUCAACUCUACUUGCAACCCCCUCAUUCAUGGGUUUUUUUACCCGUGGUUUCGGAAAGCUCUUGAGUACAUAUUGUCAGGCAAAAUAUUUAGCUCUCACUCAGGAACUGCAAACCUAUUUCCUGAGGCACAUUAAUAAAAAAAAAAAAAAGCUAUUACAAAAGUGAAGAGAGUAUUGAAAAUGAGACUUAUCAUUUUGGCCUCAUGCCUCACAUUAAUGAUACUAUUAAAUUUCAGUAAUCUGGAUAAGUGUCUCCUAACGUGCGCAACAGUUACCUUCAGUAUCUUUGACCCAUCAGGCAUCAGCCAUGUAUUAACUGUGAACUCUAUCUAAUCAACACUCCCAUCUGACUGGGGGAAAAUACACAAAAGGAGUAUAAAACAUUUCAGAAUGGGUUGGCCUCUACUUACACACAUGAGACAAUUAUAAACCCAUAAAAGAAUCAAUGUAAGAAUAAAGAAAAUAAAGUGCUAAUGGUUUUGGUUGCUGACUCCACUCUAGGAAUUCAGAAAAUAGAUUAUUGAGGCCUGCGGACCCAUGGAGAAAGUGUGACAUAAGG
This is a messenger RNA of Acinonyx jubatus (cheetah), 1535 nucleotides long. RefSeq names its product trace amine-associated receptor 3. Gene Ontology annotation, cellular component: membrane. Lineage: Eukaryota; Metazoa; Chordata; Mammalia; Carnivora; Felidae. Gene Ontology annotation, biological process: G protein-coupled receptor signaling pathway. The record is from RefSeq and is a predicted model, not a curated record. Gene Ontology annotation, molecular function: trace-amine receptor activity. The transcript has a single exon. Bases 80 to 1111 code for a protein of 343 amino acids.